Messenger RNA from Candidula unifasciata, 596 nucleotides. The record is from the annotation of a GenBank genome assembly. NCBI's taxonomy places the organism in Eukaryota, Metazoa, Mollusca, Gastropoda, Stylommatophora, Geomitridae.
AACUGACGCGAAACCUGGCCGAGUUUUAUUGUGUGGCCAACGGCAACUUCAGCGACAGCCAGCAGCUGGAGAAAGAUGAUGGCAGCCGUACCAAUAUCUAUUUAAAGAUGCAAUCUGUAGUAGCAUCUGCGUUGUCCAGGCUGCCAGUGUUAUAUGUGGAACAGUACAACGACGGAGUCCUGACCCGAGCCUUAGUCCACAUUGUGACGCAGGGAAACAACGGAGUUAUCUUCCUGGAUCAGUACAACCUGACGGGAGACUCACAAAUCAAAUCUGGGAGUUUCGACAUCGGCAAGAUUAAGACGUUGACCCCCAGAGAUCUUCAUAGACAACAAGAAUGUAAAGCCGCCUUUGAAAGGGUCGAACCAUUUCUGUUUUCUGUUAACUACGAAGUCUGUGAACGAGCUCCAGUAGACAAGCAACGAAAAUCCUACAGUGCCACAUUUAAGUGUAACGAAUUAAUUGUUGUCAUCAAUAGAGGGUCCCCGGAGAAGCCAUCACUUGUACCGUACCAGAUAAAGCUGCAGGGGUACAAGUACCCCUUGGAAAAUGCUCCUGCUAAUUAUGAUUGUAAGUGUGAUAACACAAGUGAUUGA